Penicillium taxi is the source of this 528-nucleotide messenger RNA. RefSeq names its product putative mitochondrial inner membrane protease subunit 1. Gene Ontology annotation, molecular function: serine-type endopeptidase activity. The coding region runs from base 1 to 528 and encodes 175 amino acids. The record is from RefSeq and is a predicted model, not a curated record. The transcript is spliced from 2 exons. Gene Ontology annotation, cellular component: mitochondrial inner membrane peptidase complex; membrane. Lineage: Eukaryota; Fungi; Ascomycota; Eurotiomycetes; Eurotiales; Aspergillaceae.
AUGGAAAACGUAUUACGCAAAGUCCUCGGCAGCAACCUGCGCUCUGUCGGUUUGAUCGCCUUGAAUAGCACUGGCAUAUUCUGCGCCGUCUCCCUAGCAUGGCAGAACAUCGCGACCGUCCAGCUAUGCGAGGGUCCCUCGAUGUACCCGACGUUCCGAACCGCAGGCGAUUAUUUGCUCAUUGAUCGAAGAGCCAGGUAUGGCAAGGACAUUGCUGUCGGUGAUAUUGUGCGAUAUGCUCAUCCUAGCUUCAUUGGUGUCCAUGCUGCCAAGAGGAUUAUUGGGAUGCCUGGGGACUUUGUUUGUCGUGAUGCGCAGUACAGCGAUGGGGUUGGUAAAACUCCGGAUAUGAUUCAGGUUCCUGAGGGUCACGUAUUUCUUGUCGGUGAUAACCUUCCCUGGUCAAGAGAUUCGAGAAGUACUGGGCCGGUUCCAAUGGGGCUUAUAAAUGGGAAGAUUGUCGCAAGGGUAUUCCCGUUUCUGAGAGCGAAUUGGAUCAAGAAUACCCUGGAGCCGGUUGAAGCCUGA